AGUAGCAAUCAGUGUGACAUUGCCGAGUGCCGCGUGCAUUGCCAACAGGGAAAAUACCUAAGUUUUGUAGUUAUCCGUGCCCUCGACUGUUUUAGGAACCCUGUCCGCCUAAUGCACGCUCUUCUCUGUGGAUUUCUUUAAAACAAAAACACUUUAACGCAGACUAUCUCCGAACUUUGCUCCUUCAACAACAAAAUCCGCACACACAGGAAUCGGGAAUCCAGCGGGAAUCUGAAAGGAAUACUUGCUGAACUCAGACCAGCUUACGUAGGAAGAGGACGUAAGGCCAGCGCGGACCGCAAGUGCAUUGCCUCGAGCGGAGGACCCCCAGAAGGACCCACAGGAGCCACGCCCCUAGAGCGACAGCCCGGAGAUGGCGGCCUUCAUAGCUAAGCAAAUGGUUGGAAACCAAUUAAGUGCCGUUAAAGAUGCUGCAGGCGGAGGUGAUGGAGGCGAUGAUGGCGACGACAAGGAAAAGGCAGAGGAGGAGGAGAGGGAGCGUCAGGAGGCCAUUAAAGAGGCCGAGGACCGGCGCAAGGAAAAGCACCGGAAAAUGGAGGAGGAGCGCGAGAAGAUGAGGCAGGACAUUCGCGAUAAGUACAACAUCAAGAAGAAGGAGGAAAUCGUGGAGGCGGCGCCCCAAGAAGAGCCCAAUCCCCUGAUGAGGAAAAAGAAGACGCCCGAGGAACUCGCCGCCGAAGCGGAGCAGGAAGAGCUCGACGAUUUUACAAAACUGAAAAAUCAAAUAGAAACGCAAGUAAAUGAGCUAAAAACUCAAAUAGAGGGAAAAUGUGUCAUGCAGUGAUAUGUCAGUCAUCAUAAUAUAAAAAUAAUUAAAUAUAAUGAAACAAUGCAAAUAAUACUGAUAAUAACAUUUAACCCAUAAAAGGAAAUUGAUUUAACUCGACUCGAAAUUGGAUUUAUUAAUAUGAGAUCAGUUAAGUUAUAUUGGAAAGCAUAAACGAAACGAAUUAAACCCAUUGCAAAGCUAAAGCCUAAAAAACUGUAACCCGGCGGCCACAUAAACCUAUUAAACGUUAAAUCCCAAAUCGAUGACAGCUAUAAUCGGAAGCAGAUAUGCGAAAUCAAAAUGCGAACAGGACGGUGAACUCCUAAUGAAUUUUAAAGUAGCUAAAAAAUAAACCAAAUUAUUUAAAGCCCAACUAUAGUGAAAGCCUUUAAUAAUAUUCAAAUCACUUUGCUUCGAUAAUAAUGUAAUAUACUCAAACCCAAUAUACAAUACAUAAUCGUUGUUUAGUUGAUAACAUACAAUAACAUAACGAUCUAAUGAAUAUAUCGAAUCGGCUUGAUGACAUUCGAACCCAAAUAGAAACGAGUAAUAAUGAAACAAAUAAAUAAUAGAAAACCAAAAAAAAAGAAACCAAACAAAAAAAAUUAAGCGAAUGGUGCGACAGAGGAGGCUGCCGAAUCAUGUCGAACCGUCGAAGUAUGUUGCUGAAAUCACUUUGGACUUGAAAUCCAUCUACUUAUAUUAGUAUGAGUGAAGAAUGAUUAUGAAUUAAAUCGGCGAAAAUGUUGAAAUCGUCAUUCAAAUAUAUAUAUACACCCGUUAUGUAUAUAUGUAAAUUUUAUGAAUUUAACCACGAGUAAAUUAUUAUACUUGCAAACGAAUUGACUGCAGAUACGUUGAAAUUAUUGCUGAUUCUCCAAAUUGUUUACCAAAACCCAGAAAAGAAAACUAUAAAAAUAAAAGAAAAAGUUUCAGUCAGUUUGUUUUUGAAAGUUCGAGACAAAACAUCUUUAACAGCUGUUACAUUUUGUUUCUUUCUUAUACAAACAACAUACCCACACUACAAUUGAGAAUUUCUAACUAUUUGAGAAAGUUAAAUAUCUCUCUGAUUGAUGCUUCUGAAAUACAUGUACUCUCGGUGUUUAAUUAAUAUCAUCAACAACAACAACCAGAACAACAGCACAAGAAAACGCCUACAGCCAGUACAAGAACAACAUCAACAUCAACUACAUCUACUACCGAAGUAUCUUAAUGUGUACCAUAAGAGAUGAACCAUGAACUAUUCAAGCAAACAAUAGAAGCUAACAACUAGCUACAUGAACAACAGCAUCAAGCCAACAUUUCCUACCAUAUUUCUGAACGUUGUGAAUUAAUUUGGAUGUGGGUUGUCAUUUAAACACACUCACCAGGUCACACACACACUUGGUCACUAGUCACAUGCAUUCAAACGGCUUUAUGGUGUUGUAAAUGUUAAUAAUUAUGUACAGAUCCAAUAAAUACCGACGAAAUAUAUGUACAACCUGCAUUAUUAGUUGUGUUAAAUAAUGAAGCUUACAAUGCCACGUUCUGUAUCACCGGUAAAGAGCUAACAUCCAAAUCAGGAACAAAAUUCUUUAAAACUCAUGUCGAACUAUCAGGUUAAGCUUCGACCGAUGUUUCCGUUAUAACGAAUUCUCAAUUUCUUGUUUUACACAUAUCGGUAAGGCAGCAAUAAAGUUAAAAGGCCUAACGCCCCUCUCUGUCAACCUAAAAAAGCAAUCCUCUAGUGCCCCUCGCUCCAUACAAAGUUAGGAACGAUCUAACUAAUGAACGAAUGCCUUAACGUGGCUCAGAUGACUAGACCAUGAGUAGCGAAUAGAUGAUGAUAAGAAAGGUGAUCCUACCCUUAGGAAAGGUACUUGCAAUCCCUAGCUUUGUUUCCCUUAUCCUUAUCCUUAUCGCACUCCUGUUACUGAAUCCAGAUAUCUUAGCUAUGAUCUUUUCGAACUCGAAACUAUAAAAUCUAUAUAGUAAUGGCUUUCUAAAUACUUAUAGAAAAUGUUUACCUAGAUUCUACUAUAUCUAUUCUGUUUUUCUCUCAGAUACUUAUAUGAAGUUGAAGGUCACUUAAUUGUUUAAUAUAUUAAAUAAACGAAAACGAAGAAAACCAACACAACUAAUUGAAACAUAUUAUUCAAUCAUAACCAAGUUUUUAACGUAAUCAUAAAUGUUUAAAAUGUUAAAUGGUUCAGCCGAUUUUAUUUAAUUUAUAAUUUGUUAAUAUUAUGUUACCGUUAAUGUUACAGUAAUAAAAUUGUAAUUAUAUGUAUAUCAGAAAGUUCACGAAACCACAGAUAAUUAAACAUUAUUAUCUAUAUAUAUAUGUAUAUGUGUAACUUAAUAGGGAAAUGAAUUUAAUAGAGAAACAACAGACAAAAUUAUGAAUAAUAAUGUUGAAAAGAAUACCAUUCAAGUCAUUAUUAGAUGUGAAAGACGUUCUAUACACAACAAAGGAAUAAACAAAACAGAAACAAAACAAGAACAAAAACUUAAGAAAUCGUUAAUAGUUGAUUAAUUAUAUUGUUACUUUGAACAUUUAAUUAAAACAAACAAAAACAAAAGAAGGUAUAAUAAAAAAAUAUAUAUGUAUAAAUAUAUAUGAGAAAACACAACAA
Drosophila rhopaloa is the source of this 3405-nucleotide messenger RNA. It is a transcript of the gene cpx, whose product is annotated as complexin. Gene Ontology annotation, biological process: synaptic vesicle exocytosis; regulation of neurotransmitter secretion; neurotransmitter transport. Bases 374 to 805 code for a protein of 143 amino acids. Gene Ontology annotation, cellular component: terminal bouton; SNARE complex. The transcript is spliced from 8 exons. The record is from RefSeq and is a predicted model, not a curated record. Gene Ontology annotation, molecular function: syntaxin binding. NCBI's taxonomy places the organism in Eukaryota, Metazoa, Arthropoda, Insecta, Diptera, Drosophilidae.